Molecule: messenger RNA, 1221 nt
Organism: Didymodactylos carnosus
Lineage: Eukaryota; Metazoa; Rotifera; Eurotatoria; Philodinida; Philodinidae
Source: the annotation of a GenBank genome assembly
AUGGAUGCAUUGUAUAAUGGCUCAAUUCCUAAUGGUGAUCGUGGUAGAAGAAAAAGUAAAUUUAUUUUAAAAGAACGAACACAAGCAAACGGUUUAAAAGCAUUGAGUCAACAUCUAUGUAAAAAUGCCGAAGAAGUACAGAAAUUAACUACAUCUAAUGUACAUUCAAUAUCCUAUACACUAUCAAGAAAUCAAACAAUUGUAGUACAAUAUGCACGUGAUGAAGAAACAGAUAUGUUUCAAAUUGGUCGAUCAUCUGAAAGUCAAAUUGAUUUUAUUGUUAUGGAUACUGUUCCAAAUGCCAAAACAUUUGAUGAAUUAAACGUCACACAAAGUACAAUAUCAAGGUUCGCUUGUCGAAUUGUUGUUCAACGAGAACCACCAUAUACAGCAAGAAUCUAUGCAGCUGGCUUCGAUUCAUCAAAAAAUAUUUUUCUCGGGGAAAAAGCAAUUAAAUGGAAAAGUGAGAAAAAUGAAAUGGACGGUGUUACGACUAAUGGGAUAUUAUUAAUGCAUAUGGAUUGUGGUGAAUUUAAUAGUGGUGCUAAACCAACAAAGUGGAAGGAAGUAUCUGUUGGUGGAAGUGUGUUUGAUCUCGGAGAAGGACGAUUAAAAUUUAAUUAUCAGUCAGCGACAUCAUCUGGAAAUGAUAACAUAUUGAAAGAUGGUACAUUAAUCGAUCUUUGUGGUGCCACAUUAUUAUUUCGUUCUAAUGAAGGAUUAAAACAUACGCCGGUAAUGAUAACACGUCGAUUACUUGAAAUUGAAUUAGAACAAUUGAACAGUACAAAACCACAAUGUCCAGUUGGUUUAAAUACAUUAGUAAUUAAAACUGUAUCCCCAUCAUCAAAUCUCAAUGAGCAAAUACCAUUUGUUUAUGUUUCAUGUGGUCAUGUACAUGGGAAUCAUGACUGGGGAGUUAAAGAAGAUUUAAAACGUGAAUGCCCUUUAUGUAGAACGAUCGGACCGUAUAUCCCAAUAACAAUGGGUAUUGAGCCAUCGUUUUAUAUUAACUGUAACGACUCAACAACAACACAUUGUUUUCAACCGUGUGGUCAUAUUACAUCAGAAUCAACAGCAUUACAUUGGAGUAAAAUAAAAGUGCCAUUAGGUUGUAGGGGUUUAAAAUCCGUUUGUCCAUUUUGUUCAACAGCAUUAUCCGAAAUAAAACCAUUUGUUAAAUUAAUUUUUCAAGAUUCAAUGCCUAAUAUAAAACAGUGA